AACAUAAAAUCAAUUUGAUACAUAGAAAUUUCAAACACAAAUGUUCAUCCAUUUAUUUAUAAAGUAAUUUACCGUAAUUUGGAUUAAUUCUGAGAGUUCACUUUCCCCCAUUUUGUCCUUGUUUACGUAAACUUUAAACAUGAAAUUCAUACCUCUUCACACGACAAACACCGCUAUUGUCUAUAAGAAUUCCCUUUUCUCAAUGGCCACGUUAAUGGUGCUAUUUUUCAUCACACUAUCCGUUAUGCUGCCAGUUUUAUUGGUUUCCUUGCUCAGUCCUUACUCAGGCAUAUCCGAAUCCCGGGUGUUGUAUGAACAGCCGCAGCUGCAGUUUACCUAUCAGUAUAUUUUUGUGGCAAGCACUGAGCCGACAGGUGACAAUGAACCUGCCGAGACAUUAGUAUCCUGCAGCAGCUUUGGAAAUUUAAAUGCACGACUGCAGCUUUACACAAACAGCUGCGAGGCUAGCAAGUACUGGACGGAAGACUUGGAUCAUGACACCAUCACAGACCGCGCGCACUUUCAACUGCAGCUCAAUCAUCUGCCCGCGCGACUGCUCCGUUUCGAUCUGAUCCUCUUCUUUGAGGCACAGCUACAGCACAAGUGCCCCCUUUCACCUCCCGCUGUUCUGGCCCAUCAGUUGAUCCUCCCACAGGCGCCACAUAUGCAAAUGGGGAGCAUUCAACUGAAGGGCGAGCUGCAACUAAAGCAGCACGUGGAGUUCACGUGCCCUUUUCCGGGUCGCAACAUCAAGACGCAUUUUCGACAAAUUCAACUGGACCCCAACAACAGCUACCCGAAUAUAGAACAAUACAAGAUGGAAUCUCUGCUCUCACAAGUCAAGGCCAAUCCUGCCUACUUUCAGUUGGCUAUACAGGAAUCGUAUUUUUAUCCCACUGCCGCACAUUUGGAUCCCGGCCUCAAUAUUGAACUGGAGUUGGAUGUUUUCCAAGUGCCGGCACGGUAUCAUCUAAGCAUUUGGGAACGUUUAGGCCAAUUCUGGUUAUACUUUGCCUCCUUCUUUGGUAUAUCAUUCUAUGUCAUGAACAAACUGAAGGAUUUUCUAUUCGGCCGGCACAUUAUACGCUCUUGGGAGGUUAUACCUUGGAAAAAGCUAUACUGACACGAGUCUGGCGCCAUUUUGGAAAUGGACAACUUUUCAAUCGGCGAGUAAGAGAGAGCAACAAAUCAAGAUACAACAAAUUCCAACAAGGCGUCGUGUUCAGUCAAAGAAUAAACUAAAUA
Scaptodrosophila lebanonensis is the source of this 1245-nucleotide messenger RNA. RefSeq lists its product as uncharacterized. The record is from RefSeq and is a predicted model, not a curated record. Gene Ontology annotation, biological process: cilium assembly; regulation of protein localization. The transcript has 3 exons. NCBI's taxonomy places the organism in Eukaryota, Metazoa, Arthropoda, Insecta, Diptera, Drosophilidae. Gene Ontology annotation, cellular component: ciliary membrane; ciliary transition zone. The coding region runs from base 140 to 1123 and encodes 327 amino acids.